This is a messenger RNA of Clunio marinus, 252 nucleotides long. The record is from the annotation of a GenBank genome assembly. Lineage: Eukaryota; Metazoa; Arthropoda; Insecta; Diptera; Chironomidae.
AUGUGUACUCAAAAUGGCAAUAUGGUGUCUAAUCAUGUGUGGUCUUAUCCAAACUUUUUCCCCAUCUUCAUCAUGAUGCAUCAGAAAAUUGUUAAUGUUUUCAGCGAACGAAAGAAACCUGAUUUUCAUCAUCUGCAACGAGCAGCAGCAGCAGCAGCGAGCGCAUACUUUAAAAUUGAUAACGUUGAUGCUGAACGAGCAGCAGCAGCAGCGAAAAUUGAAUUUUUACAAAAUAGAUCAAGCGAGACAUAA